AUGUCAAGCCAGCAGCAUAAGCACCACAAAGGGAGAGAGAAGAAUUCUGGGAGCAAGUGUGUGAUUUCCAUGCAUUCUGGGACCACCACCACUAUACAAGACCCUAAGAAUCCAGAGCAUGUGAAGACAUUUACUUUUGACCUGGCCUAUUGGUCUCACAGUGGAUUUCAAAUGGAUAAAGAUGGUGUGUUUAUUUCAGCUGAUCCUAGUGGUAAAUUUGCAGGCCAGAGAGAUGUCUUCCGUGAUCUUGGUGGGGGAAUUCUGGACAGUGCUUGGCAAGGCUAUAAUGCUACCCUCCUGGCCUAUGGCCAGACCGGCUCUGGAAAGAGCUAUUCCAUGAUUGGGUUUGGUGCAAACAAGGGUCUCAUUCCGAGUGUGUGUGAAGAGCUUUUUCAAGCAAUUGAGAACCGAGAGAGAAACCAAGAAUACCAGGUUACAUUCAGUAUGCUGGAAAUUUACAAUGAACAGGUAAGAGAUCUGCUGUCUAGAACCAAGAAACCUGGAGGCCUAAAAGUAAGAGAAGACCAGCAGCUGGGCUUUUAUGUGGACGGUCUGAAGUCAGUGCCUUGUGAGAACUAUGCACAAAUCGAGAGGCUGAUGGAACAAGGAACGAGACUAAGGACCACGGCUUCGACCAACAUGAACGCCAGCAGCAGCCGAUCGCACAUGGUCAUUACCAUUCAGUUCAAGCAGGUUUUCCUCGACAGAGAGCUCACCAAACAAUCCAGUAUUAAUCUGGUGGAUUUAGCAGGAAGUGAAAGGCAGAAAUCUUCAGGAUCCGAAGGAGACAGACUGAGGGAAGGAUCACGAGUUAACUUAAGUUUAACCAAUUUAGGAAAUGUUAUCAGUGCUCUGGCCGAUGCAGCCAUGGGGAAGAGAGUCUUGCACGUCCCCUACAGAGAUUCUGUUCUGACCAAGCUGCUGCAGUCCGCUCUGGGUGGGAACAGCAGGACCACUCUGAUAGCAGCUAUCAGUCCAGCUGACAUCUGCUAUGAGGAAACUUUAUCAACAUUAAGAUAUGCUGAAAGGGCUAAGAAGAUCCGGAACAAAGCCGUGGUCAACACCUCAACGCUGAUGAGAGAGUCGAGGACAGAGAACAACAAACUGCUGCUCGGAUGUGGAAACUCCAGCAUGGCAGGGCAGCCGGCCUAUCUGCUGGCCGAGCACGGGCUCGGGCCUCAUGCUGACCCGAUGAGCUGGGCGCACCAGCUGGAGCAGGCUCGGAAGGAGUGGCAGCAGCAAUACGUGGCCAUUGCCCGGGAGCGGCAGAUGACGGAGACCCUCCCUCACCUUCUCAACGUCAACGAGGACCCACAGCUCACUGGCGUCCUCAAGUACUUCAUUCAGCCCGGUUCAUGUGAUGCUGGUCAGGCUACUUCAAACGCCAUCACUCUUCACGGUUUGGGAAUUUCAGAAAAACACGCUUCCUUCACAAAUUUGGAUGGUAAAGUGACAGUCACGCCACACAGCAAAUGCAAGGUUGUCGUUAACGGGGUGCCCAUCACGACCGCGACGAAGCUGCAGCAUUUGGACCGAAUUAUUUUAGGCUCCAACAGUGCCUACCUCUACAUCGGGUUUCCCUCAGAGCGAGGCAGCGACGACUUGAGCAGAUUUGAUUACGACUUUUUCCAGCUGGAGAGAGCAGCUGCGGAGGGAGUGAGCGUGGACAAGCUCGGUGCUGUGAACAGUGGAGAUGGGAAAGCAGACCCCAGUGUCCUGGCUGUGUUCCAGGACUACAUCAAACUGAUGCCACUGGUUGCAGAAGCAAAUCAAAUGAGUGAAGAGCUGGGGAAGGGACUUAAAAUGGAAUUGAAAGUGAAGAAUCUGGCUUUGUCAGAUUCCAGGGGCUACGACCUACAGAAAGAGGUCAUGGUGAAGGUGACCAAUCAGAGGACUCACGAGGUGUGGAUUUGGUCAAAAGCCAAGUUUAUCAAUAGGAAAUUCCUAAUGGAGGAGCUUUACCAGCGCUUUCUAGAUGGAGAAGACAGCCACGUAGCUCAGGAAGAUGACCCUUUCUGGGAUCCUCUCGAGGUCAUCCACUUGGGCUCAGCUCACAUCUGGCUUCAGUCGCUUGCCUACUGCAUGAAGCUUGAGGAGCAAGUAGAGUUUCUGAACUGCGACGGGCUGGAGGAGGCAGUGUUGCAUAUCCACAUAAGCCCCUGCUCCCCGACAGGACAAGCAUGUGGUGAGGAGGAUGUGGUCAUUGACCCUUUGGAGCUGCUGGGCAAGAGGAUGGAUUUCCAGAUUCGCAUUGUGCGAUGCCUUGGCGCCAAGUGGCUAAAGGAAGACGCAGAGCGGGGUGUUCAGAUUGGGUACAGAAUUUAUGAUCUUCCAAACACUUUAUAUACCAAGCCUGUAUGGAAAACUGUGAAUCCCCAAAUUGAAGAGACUGUGCAAUUUACGGCCUUAAAUGCAUCUCAGGAGUUUCUGAAUUAUUUACAGACAAAUGCUCUCGUUGUUGAUUUAUGGGGUCUUCAAGAAGGCUGUGCUGAACUGAGCUGCUGUGAGCCAGACCUCAUGAUCACAGGCGAAGGCCACAUCAUGGUGGACACCAAGAAAAUCUCCACUGUGAUGGAUACAGGCAAGGUUACAUCGAACCAGAUAUCAGAACUCUAUCUGAAGCUGCUCAAGUUAGAACAGGAGACAGAGCUCCUCAGAAACAUUAACAGAGCGCUUAGAGAGGAAAAUGUGCUUCUCAAAGCAUCACUUGAGAAAACUGGUUCUAGUCAACAAGCACAUAAGCCUUCCAAUACCCUGAAGGUAACCGGGAUGACAGAGCAAUUGCCAGCAGCCAGAGAUAUUAAUCAAGUGUGCAGCCAGCAAGCCAGCUAUGACAGAGAAUUUGCCAAAGCUCUCAAGGUGUUCUACCAAAGCAUGAACAUGGCAAGAGGGCAGUUUCUCCGAUUGAGACUUUAUAAACCUCCUGAAGACGAUCAAAUGCUUCGACCAUUUGUACACCAACAGUCACAAAUGCUAAAGGACUUUGGGGACCUACUUGAAUCCAGCUUGUGGAAACUGAAAAAUGAUGUUGCUCUUAUAGUGAAAAAGAAGAGGGAAUGUUUACUGCGUGUCGAAUAAAGAAGAUACACCAACUGAAAACAUUUGAGCUGUGAAGAUUAUUUGUGCAGCUAAUGAGCUUAUUUAACUUGGCGAUCAGAGCUGAAUAGUGGACUCAACAUAUCCAACUCUUUCACUACUUACUCAACCUAAUUCUUCUACCAUUUUUAAGCAAAACUCCUCUCCUUCAAUCUGAUCUAAAAUCAUGUAAAAAUGAAUCCGUAUCCAGGGUGAAGGUGAGGUGGUUACUGGAGGUGAAUGGUUAGGGCUCUCAGUUCUGGGAUCGGACUGCCUGGAGUUAAAUCCAUCACUUCUCAAUUGUGUGAUUUGGGGCAAAAGAUGUGCCCUCUCUAAGCCUCUCCUUCCCUAUCUGUUAUAUGGAAAUAACAGUACUUACUGCAGAUGGUUAAUGUAUACAAAGGAAUAUAAAGUGCUUAGAACAGUGCCUGGCACCCAGAGUCAAUCAAUAAGCAUUUGCCAUUAAUAUUUUCACAAUAAACAGUUUGAAACUUCAAAUAAAGCUCUUUUGAUAAAUUUCUUGCUGUGAGAGCUAGAGACAAUGGUUAUUUCACGCCCCUCACUUUGUAUCCUGGCUCUGAACAAAUUUGAUAUUCUACCUCCACUUAUUUUCUGUCUUCACAGGUUUAUUUUAAAUACAUACAAUCCACUUAGCAGUGUUAAUGCCUGUACUGUGGGAUCCGUUGGGCACAGGGGCCUGGGGCUGCAGAGUUUGAGUGUUGGUGAGACCUGCCAGGGGUCAGUCCAUCUCUAAGGGAUCUCGAGUCCACAAAGAAUUGACUGAUGGGUCUUAGGUAAGACUGACAGGCACUGAGCGCUCUGGGGAAAGACUGUGAAGAAACCUUUUGUGACCAAGGAGACUCCUAAUAAUGACAACAGCAGUGAGACUUAAUGCGUGCUUACCAUGUGCCAGGCACUAAUCCAAAUGCUCAACACGUGUUAGCUUAUUUAAUUCUCACCAUAAUGCUAUGUGUUCGACACUAUUAUUUCCCCUGUUUUGAGGCUUUAAAGGUUAAAUAAGUGAGGUUUGUCCAGGCCACUGCGAGUAGGCCGUGGGCUCACUCGAGAGACUGCAUUCCUACCCACCGUGGUCUGCUGCCUUAACAUGCAGGACUAUCCCAGGGAGCGGCUACACUGACUGGCAUAAGAAACCAGGACGGAAGAAAUAGAGGUGACAACCCAAUCCCGGCUCCCUGAAAUAGGAAGGCAGGGAAAUCAAAUGGGAUGAUGCUGAAACUCUCCUGUCAGGAAAAGCUAUCAAGGGCUCCAGGAAGGACUCUCCCUGGGAAGGUGGGGGAUCUGGCUGGUCGUUUCAGCUAAAUAUCAGGGCCCAACAGCUUAUGGGAGAGGCCUGGAUUGUGCCUGCAGCUCAGGUCCUGACUGAGUAUCCACACAUGAACUGAAAAGAACCUGGAACUGUGGAGCCCAAGCAUGAAGCUCCCUGUGGUGCUGGCAGGGACAGGGGUCAGCAAAGCCUCAUGGAAUCCCGGAAAGCCUGUCAGUGAGGCAGAAUAGCAGCGAGGCCACGGGAAGCAGGAACGGCUUCUCCCUCCUGGACCGAGCCUCAAAGUUCUUGGACAAUUUGCAGAUAGUGUAUUCCUUGCCUCAAACAAGUAAUAUACUUUCUGUAAAUGAGAGCAGGUGGAGACUUGAAGGGUUAAAAAGAAAAUUAGAACAAGACACACUUGUAUCUCAAGCUGGAGGACGGGGUCACACAGGCUGUCAUACAUCAGUGUCAACGCUAGAGCAGAACACAGCAUUCACUGCAAAGCUGGGAAGACUGCUUACCCAAGAUUUAGCCUCCCCAGUGGCUCCCAAAUGCAGAUCUAAACCGGAUUCCGAGGCCCCAAUCUCCAGAUCUCCUAAAUGCAAACCACUGGGGUCCACUGGGGAACCUGUUGUUAUGAGAUUCUGAUACGCAGCUAGUCAUGAGAUCUGCUGCCCCUGUAUCAUCUCAUUUUAGAGAUGAUAAAAACUUUUCUAAGGUCCCACAAAUUAGGGCAGAGUUGAGACCAGAUCCAAACCAGCCCUGGACAGAGGAAGCAAAGUGAGGAUGAACUACCACCAAGAGUCUCCCUCUUCAAGUUGGAGAACUUCUUUCUUCUGUAGGCAGCACAGAGGGUCUCCCCACACAAAUAAUAUUCCUAUCUAUGUCACACCUCUCAUCGUGGAGUAGAAGUUUCAUAAAGGUAGUGGCUGUCCUCUUUAUGUAAUGAACAGCACAGAACACUGUGUAUGUGUUUAUUAUAUGCUUAUUACAAAAGGAGAAGUCCUUUGCCUUAUUUUAGAGCAUCGACAGAAAACCUAGUUAAAAUAUGAAAAGUAAAUUAGACAAAAAUUCUGCUUAGGCAGUGAAAAUCAAUAGAAAAUAACCAGCUGUAUCCUUACAAC
This is a messenger RNA of Equus quagga, 5466 nucleotides long. Its product is annotated as kinesin-like protein KIF28P. Bases 1 to 3078 code for a protein of 1025 amino acids. Gene Ontology annotation, molecular function: microtubule motor activity; microtubule binding; ATP binding. NCBI's taxonomy places the organism in Eukaryota, Metazoa, Chordata, Mammalia, Perissodactyla, Equidae. Gene Ontology annotation, biological process: cytoskeleton-dependent intracellular transport; microtubule-based movement. Gene Ontology annotation, cellular component: microtubule; kinesin complex. The transcript is spliced from 23 exons. The record is from RefSeq and is a predicted model, not a curated record.